Durio zibethinus is the source of this 438-nucleotide messenger RNA. NCBI's taxonomy places the organism in Eukaryota, Viridiplantae, Streptophyta, Magnoliopsida, Malvales, Malvaceae. The record is from RefSeq and is a predicted model, not a curated record.
AUGUGUAUCGAUUAUCGAGAUCUGAAUAGGGCAAGCCCUAACGAUAACUUUUCUCUACCUCACAUCGAUACUCUAGUGAAUCAUACUGCUAGGCAUUCUAUAUUUUCUUUUAUAGAUGGCUUCUUAGGCUAUAAUCAGAUCAAGAUGGCUCAAGAUGAUAUGGAAAAACUAUAUUUAAUGCUUAUCAAAUCCGCCCUUAUUGGUACCACCUGUUCCAAGAAAGCUAUUGAUCUUAUACUUAACGGAAGAAUAGUGCGGUGGCAAGUUAUGUUUUUAGAAUAUGAUAUCAUUUAUGUGACUCAAAAAACUAUAAAAAGAAGUGCCGUAGCCGAGUUUCUUGUUGAUUGUGCUAUCAAAAAUUAUGAACCAAUGAACCUGAAGUUCUCUGAUGAAGAUGUGAUGGCCAUUGAAGAAAAUGAACCUGUUGAAGAGUCUUGA